CAUCUUCCCACCAGUCACCCACCUUCUUACAGAAUCAUCAAUUCAGUAAAGCUUAUGCGAUUGCCCAAUUCCUUCUGUCGCGGGACUAGAUGUGGUUGGCUCCAUCAAUCUACAGGGGAAUCUUUGCAUACCUAGUCAAUUGUGAGCUAUCAGAAAAUACCCAUGGGAUAGUUCCCAGUACCAUGAGAGUCAAUCCCCAAUGAUAUUUGUUAGAGUCUAACUAACAAAUGAAAAUGUUUGUUAAAAUAUGAUAGAGACUGAAGAAAGUCACAUCUUCUCUAUCAGAUCAGACUUUGUUCUCAAAGACUGAGAUCUUCUGUGAUGUAGCUGGUGAUGAUUUGUAGUGAUGAGAGAUGUUGAUGUCCUGCCCUCCCAUGUCUCAAGUGCCUUGUAGGCCUAUUGGCCUUAGCAACCAAUCAUUACUGCAUCUUGGUUGCUAUGCUAAAAGGUCGACAACACAGGCAGCGACCAUCACCUACAGCUGAGACCCCUCUUUAGUUAUCAUUUCUGAACCAUCCCUUUUGCUUUUGCUUUGCUUUUACAGGUACUCUGCCAUUACAAUCUGAGAAUAACUCAGUGAAAGGAAGGACUUCAUUGAAGGAAUACAAAUAGGAGAAGACUGCCAUUCUGCCAAUACCCGAGCGCCAGUUCAUUUCAAAUAGGCAGUUUAGUUCUCUUGAUUAUCUUUUGAAUAUGUCCUAAGAGUAUGAUCCCAGGCGACCUCACUCAGUGACGGCCCCUAUGUAUGCGCAAGGGAUAAUCAUGGACUCAAUGGCACUCCUCGGAGCAGAGCAUCAAAACCAUGUUAGCAACCCUAAUAUUACAAGCCCAUCGACGACCACGGCAGCAACCACAGCGAAACGGAGCCGUAAAAGACGGACACCCCUCCAGAAAGCGGAAGUUAAGGAAUUAGCGGACCAGCGCUGUUCUGCUCCGAAGCUUGAUGUUGACGAUCGCGUGGUUGAACGACUGAGGAAGUGUAUUCAAAAAGCCAAUCAUCCGAAUACUUCUGAAGCUGAGGCUAAGGCGGCGCUCUUUUUGUCGUCAAAGCUCAUGACACAGUACAACAUAAGUAUGCUUGACGUGCUGAACGCGGACGACAAGCAAGAUGAUGGGCUGCACAAGCAUGGGGGCCAAAGCAUUGUUGAGAUUAGAAAAUCGCGUCAAUUAAAUGCAAGACCGAACAAUGAAGGUUUUGUUAGCAUUGUUGCACAUGCAAUGGAUACCUUUUUUGAUUGCAAACACUAUUCUACUCAAGGGAUGUGGUAUAUCAGAUGGACGUUCUAUGGUAUUGCCCAGAAUACUGUCUCUGCUGCCAUGGCUUUCGAGAUGGUUUACAAUCUAAUAUCAAACUGGGCAUGUGAUCAGAAAGGUGGGAGUUCGGCCUACAGCUAUAGCAUGGGCGCAGCACGCGGUCUUCUGUGUAUCGCCGACGAUGAUUGCGACGAAGAGGAUGAUCAGGGUGGCCCCACAAAAUUUGAGGGAGUCUCUUUGGGCGAUGUGUCAAUGACUGGAUUUGAUGAGGACAUCAAAGCCGAUUUCUCAAUGCAGGACGAUGAGGCCAUUAAUGUCCUUGGGGAUUGGGAUGAGCAGAUGGCGAAACUCGUGAAAAAGGAACCGUCCGACCCGGACGACAUGAGCGCUUUGCAGAAUUUACCUGUAGCAUGGUCGUCCGAAACACAAUUGAUCAGGUUCCAGGAGACAGCAAGCCAAGUUGCUGAUGAGUUUUUACAAGAGCAGGGUGUCAAAUUAAGCCAGCGCAAUACAAGAAGAGCUGGUGUGCGCGACCCGAACGCGUACAACCAAGGGAAGAGAGAUAGCAGAAAGAUCAAUGUUCGUCAAAAACGACUGGAGCAUUAGGAAUUUGGUGCGGAUGUAGCUGAGAUAAAAUCAUCGCCGCAAAACCAUUGGGUGUUUUGUUCAGACAUUGCGUUGAAAUGAUAGUGGUUAGUCGAUGUAUUUAAAUAUCUCCCUCCAUUCAGCAUGUUCUUCCGCGACCUCACUGCAAGACCAAACGUGUUAGAUAGCU
This is a messenger RNA of Coccidioides immitis RS, 2029 nucleotides long. RefSeq lists its product as uncharacterized. The coding region runs from base 742 to 1860 and encodes 372 amino acids. NCBI's taxonomy places the organism in Eukaryota, Fungi, Ascomycota, Eurotiomycetes, Onygenales, Onygenaceae. The transcript is spliced from 4 exons. The record is from RefSeq and is a predicted model, not a curated record.